AUGGAUCUUGUGCUUAGGGAAAUUGACGAACUCAUAUCGUCCGUGGAAAAGAACUAUGACCAUGUAUUAUCGCAAAGGGUACCAUGCCAGCCUUUAACGGCAUUGCCAGGUCUAGUCUUUUUGUCUCCAAAGGCAAUGGAAGAACAGAAUGUAGGCAUCAGAUCUGACGUACUUUUACCUCACGAUCAGCUAGAGCUUCCGCUAUAUUUUGGGCUUCACUUGAUGUCCCGAGGCUUGUGCAAAAUUUCAUUUCCACAAAUUUAUAACAACGCUGCGGCCUUGUUAGCAGAACCAACUGCAGCGGCUGUUGGCAUGCUUUCACCCCUUUACUUUGAAUUAGGAUAUGAACUAUGUCAACAAUUACCCGAAUCUGAGUGGCCAGUGGAGAACCUGGCAGAGUUGCUUAAAAAUGCCGAAUGCACUAGAAGAUCAUACUUGUUGAAGCGACAAACUAGAAUUGAUGACACUUUUCUCAAGGGAUUAACGCACAAGGAAAAGAUGGUUUACAACUCGGUUUUGCAUAAUGAUUCCCAGGCACAACGUCACUCCAAUCGCAGUGCAGAUUUUUACUCAUAA
Babesia microti strain RI is the source of this 576-nucleotide messenger RNA. Its product is annotated as conserved Plasmodium protein, unknown function. Gene Ontology annotation, biological process: mitotic DNA replication initiation. The transcript is spliced from 3 exons. NCBI's taxonomy places the organism in Eukaryota, Apicomplexa, Aconoidasida, Piroplasmida, Babesiidae. The record is from RefSeq and is a predicted model, not a curated record. The coding region runs from base 1 to 576 and encodes 191 amino acids. Gene Ontology annotation, cellular component: GINS complex.